CAGCCAUACAGCCAUCCCGCAAAAUAUUAAACCGCCGGGCUUACAACGCCAGCAAACAAACAAACAAACGGCCAACAAAAAUGUAUAAUAAAAAAUUACAGCAAGUGAUCGUGCAGAAAAUAGAUCGAUAAACCCAAACCCAAAGCUAAACCGAACUCGAACCCGAAAAAAGCGAAAAAACACGGUCCAGCGGAAAGUAUAAAAAUAAAUAAACGAGCGACGAUCAGCGAGCGAUCAAGGAGCCAAAGCAGGAGGAGCACGUUUCUGGGUUUUUGUUUCAAUUUCAAUUGUGGAAAUCGUAGAGGAAAAAUUCGAACCGGUCCCCGAGUCGCCAGUGAGGAGCAGCCAAGAACCCACCGCCGAUAUUUAUUAAACAAAGACAGAAAUUAAUUUCACGAUUUUGCAAAGGCUCCAUUGCACCGCUGCACCACCCCCUGGAAUUCCCCGCCCUCCAUGAGCGGCUUGAACUUUGAGCCUGAGGUCUGGGCUUCAACAGGGAAGAACUAGGAAUCGGGAUCUUUGCCGCGACCGGCAAAAUGAACGACAUCAAGCUUUUGGAAGCGGGACAACAGCAACAGAAACAACAGCAAGCACAGCAGUUACCGCAGCAGCAGCAGCAGCAGCAACUCACCUGCAGCGUGAUAGCAGCGCCGGAGAACCGGGAUAAUCCCAGUUCCAGUUCCAACUCCAAUAGCGUUUCCAGACCCAAUCCCAACGAGGCCUCCCACAUGAUGCGCCAUUCGCUGAGGGUACGCAAAUUCAUACUUUGGGCCUUGGUCGCCUUCGUCGUCGGCAGUAUACUGGCCUGGAUCACGUAUGAGUACGACCUGAAGAGUCACCAGGACCUGAACUCCUUCUCCUCCGACACCGACACCCCCGCCGCGGAGCCGCUGGUGAGCAGCUACCGCGUCGAGUUCAUCAAGGAGGCGGCUGCGUACGAGGCCGAGCUGAGUGCCGAGCAGGUGUUCCGCAAUGCCUUUCAUCUGGAGCAGGACAAAAAUGCCCCCGACUCGAUGGUGGUGAAGAAGCUGGUCACCGACGACGGCAGCAUCAAGGAGUUCCAUGUCCAGCGCACCGCCAGUGGGCGAUAUCGCAAGGGACCGGAGAGGAGGCUGUCCAAGAAGCUGCCAGAGAGGCUAAUGCUGCAGCCACCGGAGACAGUUCGUCCUGCGCCAGUUAGCCAAUCCUCGAGCGAUCAGCCAGCGGGCCUCAUCGAGGACAACGUCUUCUGGGGACCCAUUGUGGAGCAGUCGCUGCCCAAGGGAUUCGCCUCGCAGGACCAACUGGCCUGGGAGCGCUUCGUGGGCGAGCAGGGACGAGUGGUGCGCCUGGAGCAGGGUUGCGGGAGGAUGCAGAACCGCCUGGUGGUGUUCGCGGACGGAACGAGGGCCUGUGCCCGCUACCGCCAGAACACGGACCAGAUCCAGGGCGAGAUCUUCAGCUACUACCUGGGCCAGCUGCUGAACAUCAGCAAUCUGGCGCCCAGUGCCGCCACCGUGGUGGACACCAGUACGUUCAGUUGGGCCGCCGCCCUCGGGGACAUCUCGCAGGCCCAGUGGAAGGAGCACCGGCCGGUGGUGCUGACCCGCUGGCUCUCCGAUUUGGAGCCGGCCGGCAUCCCUCAGCCCUUCCAGCCCUUGGAGCGGCACCUCAACAGGCACGACGUCUACAACCUGACGCGGCACAUGCAGCAAUCGCAGCCGGGAACGCAGCAGACACAGGGAUUACUCAAGCGGUUGGGGGCUGCCAGUUCGCCCGGCUCCGCUCAUCAAUCAAACGCGAUUGAGGAGACAGGAACAGGAACGGCAACGUUAAGAGCAACAGGCAACGGAGCGCUGGUGCAGCGACUAAUUGAAUUGGCACAAUGGUCCGAUUUAAUCGUCUUCGAUUACCUGAUCGCGAACCUCGAUCGGGUGGUUAAUAACCUGUACAACUUCCAAUGGAACGCCGACAUCAUGGCCGCGCCGGCGCACAACCUGGCCCGCCAGUCCGCCUCGCAGCUGCUCGUCUUCCUGGACAACGAGAGCGGCCUGCUGCACGGCUACCGGCUGCUGAAGAAGUACGAGGCGUACCACAGCCUCCUGCUGGACAACCUCUGCGUCUUUCGGCGGCCCACCAUUGAGGCACUGCGUCGCCUGCGGGCGGCGGGAGCGGGACGGCGGCUGCGCGACCUCUUCGAGCGGACGACGAGCGCCGGAGUGCGGGACGUUCUGCCGUCGCUGCCGGACAAGUCGGUGAAGAUCCUGGUGGAGCGCAUCGACCGGGUGCUGGGUCAGGUGCAGAAGUGCCAGGGAAGCUAAUGAAGACCCAGCUCCACCGCCCAAACACGACUGAUAAGCAGAGGGUGCAUCUUCAUCUGGAUCGGGAUAGCAGUAGUCAAGGGGUCAGUGGCUUAGGCGGACGGGGGGAGCCUUUAUCAUCGAGGGGGGUCUUAGAAAAUGUUAUCCUUUAAUUUUGAUAUCCAAAAAUUGUCUUUGAAAAUUAAUAUUCUUAAGUAGUUUACCUCCCUGCCUACGCCACUGCCCCAAAAGGGAGAUCCGAGUAUUAAAGGGUGAUCCACCAAAAUACCUAACUUGUAAAUGCCAGACUCUAUCCACGAGUAUUAAGCUUACCUAUUCCGUAAACGUAAACCUAAACCUAAACCUAAACGUAUCUGUAUAAACUAAGCUAGCGUUAACAAUGUGUGUGAUAUUUGUCUAAGGAACGUAAGCCUAAGUAGAUUUCAUUUUACCUUUACAACCAAUAAACCACAAAUAUACCGAACAAAA
Drosophila takahashii is the source of this 2768-nucleotide messenger RNA. It is a transcript of the gene fj, whose product is annotated as four-jointed box kinase. Gene Ontology annotation, biological process: cell-cell signaling. The record is from RefSeq and is a predicted model, not a curated record. Lineage: Eukaryota; Metazoa; Arthropoda; Insecta; Diptera; Drosophilidae.